Messenger RNA from Grosmannia clavigera kw1407, 822 nucleotides. RefSeq lists its product as uncharacterized. The transcript has 2 exons. The coding region runs from base 1 to 822 and encodes 273 amino acids. The record is from RefSeq and is a predicted model, not a curated record. NCBI's taxonomy places the organism in Eukaryota, Fungi, Ascomycota, Sordariomycetes, Ophiostomatales, Ophiostomataceae.
AUGGUGACCACUCGCGGAAACGGAAGCCGAGGAGAGCGGAAGAUGAGGACCGGUCACAUCACCGAAAACGGCAUCAUGACGACGACCGAGAUCGGGACGAUAAGAGGGUGGAAGGAAAGGGGGACAAACGGAGCCACCAUACGUCUCGCAGCAAUGGCAGGCGCGAAGGCGAGCAGCAGGAGGAAAAUGGGGAGCAGAGCCGACACCACAGAAGCUCCAGGAAGCACAGAAGCCGACAUUCUCAUCGCUCUCGGCGUGACAGCCGAUCUAAAUCGCUCAGCAAUAGCGAUACGGACAUGGACGAAGAACGCCGACAGGCUAAUAAACGUCGACGGGAUCGACACGAACGCAGCAGGCGAGACGAGCGACCAAGGCACAGCAACCGGUCACGGUCACGGUCACCCAAGACUCAGCCGCGACAAAGUGACGCCUGGCAAGGCAGAAGCAGCAGCGGACUCCGACUCGGACUCCGACCCGCUGUCUGAGUUUGUGGGGCCCCUGCCAGCUUCGGACUCGCGUUCUGCAGCGGCAACCGUGCGCGUUCGCGGCCGUGGAACCGUGGCUGGAGCAUCCAGCAUGGACCUACACUUCUCCGCCGACUACGACCCCUCCCAGGACGUGGGACAGCCGGAAAGCGCCUACGCUGGCGACACGCCCACCGUCGAAGACGCCCGGGCAGAGAUGCAACGCGACCGGCAGAGCAUGUUGCGAGAGGGUGCGGCACGGCUUAAGGCAGCCGGGUUCACCGACCGUGAAAUUGCCAUCUGGACGCGGGGCGGCAAGAGAGACGUGGCAGACAUCCAGUGGACCAAAAAAAGAUGA